Messenger RNA from Cloeon dipterum, 1518 nucleotides. RefSeq names its product protein yellow-like. Lineage: Eukaryota; Metazoa; Arthropoda; Insecta; Ephemeroptera; Baetidae. Gene Ontology annotation, cellular component: extracellular region. Bases 70 to 1437 code for a protein of 455 amino acids. The transcript is spliced from 5 exons. The record is from RefSeq and is a predicted model, not a curated record.
UAGUUUUCCUGCUGUAAUAAAAUGCUGUAACCAGUUUGCAUUUCUUGAGAGGUCACAAGUUAAUCCGCGAUGCAUCGAAAAGCAGUGCCGUUUUUAGCCUUUUCCGUGAUUCUUCUCCUUCUGCACUCGCAGAGCUCGGUUUGCAACCGCAGGAAAGGUCACCAAUAUGAGCAGUAUUACUGGAACACCCGUAACUCUUCUUCGCGCUCCGGUGAGGUUAGAGAAGUUUUCAACUGGAAGCAACUGGACUUUGAAUUUCCCAACGAGCAAAUGCGGGGACAAGCGAUUCAAAGUGGUGCUUUCGUGGAGAUAAAUUCAUCAAUGCCACUUUCCCUGGAGGCUGACAGCACGCGUUUAUUUGUGUCGGCACCACGUUGGCGUCAAGGUGUUCCCUUCACCCUGACCUAUUUGCCCUUGCCCGGUGCUGACCCAAAGCGCGUACCAACCCAGUCCUCACCCCGUUUGAAACCUUACCCCAAUGCCGAGGCGAACCGCCAGGGAAACUGCGACGGUCUGACCUCCGUCUUCAGGAUGUCUAUUGAUAAUUGUAACAGACUUUGGGUCGUGGACACCGGCAGGGUUGGCGCACAACAACUCUGCCCUCCUCAGGUUAUCGCUUUCGACCUGCAGACCGAUGCUAUCGUCUACAGGCACCGAUUCUCGCAGGAAUCCUUGCUGUGCAACUCGCAACCCACAAACAUCGCUGUUGAAUAUAAAGCAGAGGCCCAGUGUGGAAGAGGAAAUAAUUUGGAUGCUUUCUUGUAUGUGACGGACACGUUGGCCUACGCUAUCAUUGUCAUCGACACCUCGAGUGGAAGGUCAUGGCGCGUGUCCGACAAGAGCAUGUUCCCCAACCCCGAGGCCGGUUCUUUUAACGUGCAAGGCGUCAAAUUCGACUUAAUGGACGGCAUUCUUGGGCUUGCUAUAGGACCUCCUAGGUACUACAAAAAUGACCGUGAUUUGUUCUACAACCCGAUGACCUCAUUCCAACACUUCUGGGUGCGUACGUCUCGUCUCCAGAAUGAAAACGCGACGACUCCUUCCAACCCUCAGCCAUUUGAGACUUUCCAGACAGGGCAAUGGAAACGCAAUUCUCAGUCGGCAGGCUGCGGCAUCAGCUCCAGCGGCGUUCUCUUCUUUGGGCUCGUCAACCAAAACGCCCUUGCUUGCUGGGACACGUCCAAACCAUACACGGCCCAAAACAUUGCUGUUCUAAAAAAAGAUGACGAGAAACUGCAGUUUCUCUCAACCGUUGUGGUUGAUCGCAUGGACCGAUUGUGGGCGCUGUCUACUCGUUUCCAACGCUUCUUCACGAACAGCCUCAACCCUGAAGAUGUUAACUUCCGAAUUUUCUCCGGCACAGCCGCAGAAGCAGUGCGCAACACUGCGUGCUACGUUCCAACCCUUGGAGAAGGUCCAAUGCGUGGUUGGGCGUAAAAAUCAAUAUUUAUUAUCAUUAGAAUAAUACACAGUAAAAUGGGUUGUAAAUUAAUAAUAAAUUUAUUCAUACCUAAUUGA